This is a messenger RNA of Drosophila kikkawai, 2697 nucleotides long. Its product is annotated as neurofilament heavy polypeptide. The record is from RefSeq and is a predicted model, not a curated record. NCBI's taxonomy places the organism in Eukaryota, Metazoa, Arthropoda, Insecta, Diptera, Drosophilidae.
CAGCUCUAGCGUCCCCCUCGUGGCCACUGCUCGCAAACGGCGUUUGUAAAAGUUGCGCGUUCACGGUAUGCCCAGCGUGGCGUGUGUGUCGAGUUACCUGUAACUGUGUGCGAUUGAGCCGAGCCGAAACUCGCCAGCGCUUCGAGAGCUUCGAAUUUGGAUAUUGCGAAAUAGCGACUGCAAAACUGAACAUGUCGGAGGCAACUGUGGCCCAGAAGCCGGAGGCGGUGCUGGACACCAGCGUGGAGGAGGAGCAGGACAAGAAGACACCCAAACGCACUCCCAAACGCCGCUCGUUUAUUGAGCGGGCGCAGCGCGAAAGCGAGGAGCUGGUGCGGACUAUGGGAGGUAGUCUGGAGCUCGAGGGCGGACGGCGCACGCGAUCCAGUACUCGCGGGACCCCGACUCGGGCCAGCGAUACGCCGGCGACGCCGCCGCCCAGCAAGAAGGCACGCACAUCGCCCGCUUCGGCCGCAAAGGCGAGCGGCGGAGCUGGAAAGGGACGUGGGGCACGCAAGCUGGACGUGGGCGGUGAGGAGCCAGCCGAGCCAGAGCCGGAAAAGGUACAGACACCAUCCAAGGGAAAGACCCCCGCCAAGAAGGAGAAGAAGGAGGUGAAGAAGGCGGAAAAGCCGGCCAAAGAGGAUGAGGUUGUCGAAGCUGAAGUUGAUGCUGAACCUGAAGCGGAAGCCGAGGAGGCGGAUAAGCAGGCUGACGAGUCGACAAAAACAGAAGCCAAGCCAGCUGAAAGCGCAGAUCAACCAGAUGCUGUAGGGGAACUGCCUGUUGUUGCAGAGGAGAAACAAAACCAUGUGGCUGAAGCCAAACAAAGCACAGAUGACACCGAGAAGCCAGCCGAGGAGGUGCCAAAGGCUGAAGACCCACCGAAAGAGACUUCAGAAAACGGUGCCGCCUCAGAAACUCCUGCUGCUCCAGCCGUUGAAGAUCCUGCUCCCGCCGCCAUGGAGGUGGACGAUGAAGAGCCGGCUGCCGAAACAACACCGGCUGCUGUUUCAGAACCCGCACCAGUUGACAAGAAACCUGAGGAGAAGACCGAACCUGUUGCAGUUGCGGAGGAGAAGAUAACUGAACCUGCCAAGGAACCCACCCCGGAGCCCAUGGAGGUGGAUGGCAGUUCGAAGAGCAGUUCGGACACAGCUCAAGUUGACACACCCGCAGCUGAGGCCGCUGCCCCAGAGCCAAAGCCUGCACCAGAAGUUGCAGUGGAGGCUAAGGAAUCGAGUACAGUCGAUGAAGUGGCCACAGAGGUCAAGGAAGCAACUGUUGCUGAAGUGCCAGCUGACGAGGUGGUCACCAAGGAACCCGAAAGUACGGUGGUCGAGUCCACGGAGGAGGAGGUCAAGGAGACCAGCAUACCCAAGGAAACAGAUAUCAGCGAGGUGCCCAAGGGGGAUGUGAGUUCUGCGGAGCCCAAGGAGGCAGAGAGCGCCACGCCCAUUGCCGCUGAAGUUCCAGUCCCAGUCGUCGCCCCCGCCACCAACGAUGUUGCCAAGACCGUAGAAGUCGAGAAGAACGUGGUACUGGCGGAGAGUCCUGUUAAGGAGUCGCCGGCCAAGGCCGAAAUCAAUGUCAAUGGCGAGCCCAAGAUCGUCAACAAUUCCGCCGAUGUGGCUGAGAUUGCAGCGCCAAAGGUCUGUAACUAAGGCAGAUCCACCGAUGGGCAACCCCGGAUGUGUACAAAAAGCAUCUUCAGCUCGCCCGCCGAGUUGGUUCCUGGAUGUCGCCAACUACAAAAGCAAAAACAUUUAAGAGUUCCCCCCAAAAAAUCCACACCCACACAUUUAUGAUUUUCUUAUUGAUUGACUCUAAAAUAACUUUAAUUUGAUGAUAGUUUUGAGUCUUCCGUAUUCGGUUGACGCGAGAGGACGCCAUAGGCUGCAAUCGAUGCUGGACUUUCAAUGUUGCACUCUGUGUGCGUCAACUAACUAGACAGACGAGCAGAGAAAGGCGUGUCCCCUUCUUAACCUAACCCACCCACCCGUGCCCCACUUCCCCGAACUAUGUACACAGACAGAUUGUGGAAUCUUAAUAUAAUAUGUAUGUGUAUAAUUAAUCAAAUUGGAAUCAAACAAAUGAUACAUUGACCCGAAAUGUAUGUAAAAUAGAUGUUUUUAAAUCGUAAGACACAUAAUAUCUCUAAUUGUAAACAAAAAAAGCAACCUUUUGGACAGCCAACACUCAAAAACAUAAGCAAACUUUAUAAAACGCAGAAAGAUUUUAAAACCUUGUAACGACGCAAUACAAAUGCUCUGCGGCUAUUAAGAUAAUUCGUCUCCAUGCAUUACCUUAAUUAUAUUUUUCAAUAUUUCUUUGUACUUCAAAUCCUGUGUUAUUUGAAGCAUUUUUAGUUCUUCUGAGCGGAUAAAAUUGUUGUGCUAGGUCUCCUCUUUCCUAAACUGGAUUCGUAAUUAUACCUAACAAAUUAGAGUAAAGAGAAUUGUAAACUUUUUCAAUGAAAAACAGGCGGAGCAAAACACAAAUUCUAAUAAUAUUAAUAAUAAUAAUAUAUAUGAUAAUGAUAUAUAAAUAUACAUCAAAAGCGUAAAUUAGUUUUGGAAGCCGUUGCAACUGAAAUGAUCAGUCAGACCGUUUUUGUAUGUAGCUUUUCUUCUGUAUAAGACAUCUUCAUUUGAAUAUUCUUUUGUAAAUAAAUCUUUAAAAAAUACAAAAGAAAAA